This is a messenger RNA of Polychytrium aggregatum, 1710 nucleotides long. RefSeq lists its product as uncharacterized. The transcript has 6 exons. The coding region runs from base 251 to 1534 and encodes 427 amino acids. Lineage: Eukaryota; Fungi; Chytridiomycota; Chytridiomycetes; Polychytriales. The record is from RefSeq and is a predicted model, not a curated record.
CCUGGGCCGUCUGGGGUGUUGCCGAUGCCCACAAGACUCGCACCACCGCCAUAGUGUCCGAGUCAGUCAUCGCGAGUGCAUCUGCUCAUGUGCACACAUAUUGCAUCGUCUGAUUCGGGGAGGUGACGCUACCGGCACAAAUCCCCUGACCGAGGCCGCCUCAUCUGCCGAGCGGGCCCUCUCGAUCCGCAUCCAUUGCUUUACCAGCGAGCCCAACAGUCGCAGCACCUGGCAGAACCACUUGUCCAGCAUGUCGACCUUCGACGAGAUCCGGCUGGUGUACCAAGUACUGAUGGUCGUGUUGAGUGUGAUAUUUAUCGUCAACACGAUAGUCUUUGUGCUCUUGAGGAAUAACUGCCACAUCAAGUCGCGAGGUCCAUUCAUGGUUCUACUUUCUGAAACCUGUGGGUAUAUUGGUAUGAUGGCAACGAUGGCUAUCAUAGCCCUCCCGCAAAUCAACUGCAUUGUGGUCGUGUGGAUAAUGAGCACCAGCUUGACAGGGUUCCUGAGUUCGCUACUAGGCCGCAGUCUAGGCCUGAUCACCAAGGCAUACGUAAACUAUCUCGGACACCAAAACUGCAUGGACAACCUGAGUUCCAGCACCUCGAUGCAUUCCAUCGCCAGCCUGAAUGAAUUGGCAAAGAAGGCGGCGUCAUGGAAGACAUCGCUUGCCAUCAUCGUCAUAUCAUAUGUGAUCCUCAUCCCCUUCCAGUACUACAUGCUCGCAUCUGCACCUCCAGACCUGACUACGCUCGAAGUCUGCGCGCUGCUCAGAUCAAGCCUGCCGGGGUUCGUCAGCAUCUUUGUCUACUCCUACGUCCUGUUUCCGCUGGCGUUGUGGAUGAUGUUCAAGCUCAAAAUCAGCCAUCCCAUCCGACUCGAGAUCAUUGUAUCGGCUGUCGCACUCAUGCUAUCAGCAGCCAUGUCAUUGAUAUGGGGAUCUGUUGUCGCUAAACUAGCCCCAGUCGCAACGUUAUACUUUCAGCAGAUCAACUGGAUAAUCAUAGCUGGGCUGAUCAUCUGGGGGAUCAACAUGGCAAUGCCGACCAUCAGGGCUCUGAGAUCUCAGCAGAGACGCUGCAGUAAUUGCGAAGUCGGGUUUAUGGACUGCAUGACGGACAGAAAGUUGUUUGAGCUCAUGGUCCAGGUUUCUUACGAGCUCUUGUCGAUGGAGAACACAUCCUUUGUCACUGCACUGAAGCGUCUCAGGCGGAAGGCAAAACGGCCCCACAGCACAAUCUGCUCGUCCCGCAGUCCGACAAGUACCCAGGUUCAUCUUGACUCAACCAGCACCGAGCACGUCCGGGCGUGGCAGAUGGAAGCGCACACGAUCUACACAAACUAUGUCAAGCCCGGGGCCACAUACGAGCUGAAUCUCACCGACGAAGUGCGCCGGAAGCUCACGAAAUUGUUUGAAACCGAAGGGGAGACGAUCCCUGAGGAUUGCUUCGAUGAGGCCGAGCGCGAGGUCCACGAGAUCCUCAUCUCCAACAUUUAUCCAGUUGUGAUACAAAAGCUAAAGAGCCAGCAGUAAAGUAUGCGGCACAGGGCCCCUUUGCACAAGUUUGGAGGCGAUGAUUUCAUCGUAUCUGGUGGAUCGGAUGAUGCUCGAGCGAUACACCAACGAACCAGCCUCGCCGGCUCGCAGAGAUUACAACUGGGUACAUUGCCUCGUAGCAUUUUUUCGAAUGGAAAUGCACACCCUUCAUC